Prunus mume (Japanese apricot) is the source of this 3023-nucleotide messenger RNA. It is a transcript of the gene CLC-D, whose product is annotated as chloride channel D. Gene Ontology annotation, molecular function: voltage-gated chloride channel activity. The record is from RefSeq and is a predicted model, not a curated record. Lineage: Eukaryota; Viridiplantae; Streptophyta; Magnoliopsida; Rosales; Rosaceae. Gene Ontology annotation, cellular component: intracellular membrane-bounded organelle; membrane. Gene Ontology annotation, biological process: chloride transport; transmembrane transport.
CAAAGCCACACACAGCAAAGGAGACAGAGAUAGAGAGAGAGUCAGUCACGGUUCUAACUUUUACCGCCAAAGUCAGCCAACACCUCAUCUCUCACUUCUCUUCUUCAAAAGCACUUUCUCGGAUUCCGAAUAAGAUUUGGUUAAUUCAAUUUACUUCUCUUUAAUCUCCGAUCUGUUAUGCUGUACCGGCUCCGAUUUCGAAUUCGGAAUUUCUAGGGUUUGAUCCGAAAUCCGAGUUUGGAGCAAUCAUGCUGUCGAAUCAUUUGCAUAACGGGAUCGAGGCGCCGAAGCUCGCCUGGUCUCGUCUUCCGAACUCGGAGGACGGCGAGCCUGACACCGUCGGCCUCAUCAAGAAGAGCGACGAGAGCAGCAUCGAGAGCCUCGACUAUGAAGUCAUUGAGAAUUACGCUUAUUGGGAAGAACAGGCUCAGAGAGGGAAGCUUUAUGUUGGAUAUUAUGUGAUGGUGAAGUGGUUCUUUGCUUUGCUCAUCGGUAUCGGCACUGGAUUAGCUGCUGUUUUCAUCAAUCUUUCCGUUGAGAACUUUGCAGGCUGGAAGUUUGCAUUGACAUUUGCUAUAAUACAAAAAUCAUACGUGGCUGGUUUUUUGGUAUACGUAUUAAUCAACUUAGUUUUGGUUUUUUCCUCUGUAUAUAUUGUUACACAAUUUGCACCCGCAGCAGCUGGUUCCGGUAUUCCAGAAAUCAAGGGAUAUUUGAAUGGGGUUGAUAUGCCUGGUAUACUUCUUUUCAGAACCUUGAUUGGAAAGAUAUUUGGGAGCAUUGGGUCAGUGGGAGGUGGUCUAGCUUUAGGCAAAGAGGGCCCUCUUGUUCAUACUGGUGCUUGUAUUGCUUCUUUGCUUGGACAAGGUGGAUCUUCAAAAUACCAUCUAAGAUCCAGGUGGCUACAAAUUUUUAAUAGCGACAGAGAUCGUCGAGAUCUGGUAACCUGUGGGUGUGCAGCCGGAGUUUCUGCUGCUUUUAGAGCUCCUGUUGGCGGCGUACUAUUUGCAUUGGAGGAAGUUACAUCAUGGUGGAAGAGUCAACUUAUGUGGCGGGUCUUUUUCACUUCUGCUAUUGUGGCUGUUGUGGUGCGUACUGCAAUGGGAUGGUGUAAGAGUGGAAAGUGUGGACAUUUUGGGUCAGGUGGCUUCAUAAUAUGGGACAUAUCUGAUGGUCAAGAGGACUACUCUUUUGAGGAGUUCUUGCCGAUGGCAGUUAUUGGAGUUAUUGGAGGUCUACUGGGAGCCUUAUUUAACCAGCUUACAUUUUAUAUUGCUUACUGGCGCCGGAAUUAUUUGCACAAAAAUGGGAAUCGAGUCAAGAUAAUUGAAGCGUGCCUCAUCUCUCUGAUAACAUCAAUUAUUUCCUUUGGUUUACCCCUUUUAAGAAAUUGCAGUCCAUGCCCUGAAGCAGAUCCAGAUUCUGGUAUUGAAUGCCCAAGGCCUCCAGGAAUGUAUGGGAAUUAUGUAAAUUUUUAUUGCAGCAAGGACAAGGAAUACAAUGAUCUGGCGACAAUUUUCUUCAACACUCAGGAUGAUGCAAUCAGGAACUUGUUUAGUGCAAAAACAAUUCAUGAGUACAGUGCCCAAAGUUUAUUGACCUUCUUGGUUAUGUUUUAUUCAUUAGCAGUUGUGACAUUUGGUACAGCUGUUCCAGCUGGUCAAUUUGUUCCUGGGAUAAUGAUAGGAUCAACGUAUGGGCGUCUAGUUGGCAUGUUUGUUGUUAAAGUUUACAAGAAGCUCAACAUUGAAGAGGGAACAUAUGCACUACUCGGUGCGGCUUCUUUUCUUGGAGGUUCAAUGCGGAUGACAGUGUCUCUAUGUGUCAUUAUGGUUGAAAUCACCAAUAAUUUGAAACUUUUGCCUCUUAUCAUGCUUGUUCUUCUUAUUUCAAAGGCUGUUGGUGAUGCUUUCAAUGAAGGCCUGUAUGAAGAACAGGCACGAUUAAGGAGCAUUCCACUACUGGAAUCAAGACCCAAGUACCAAAUGCGGAAGAUGACUGCGAAGGAGGCCUCUGGAAAAAGGGUUAUUUCCUUCCCUCGUGUUGUUAAGGUUGCAGAUGUGGUUUCAAUUUUGCGGAGCAACAACCAUAAUGGCUUCCCUGUGAUUGAUCAUGCAAGAAAUGGAGAAACACUUGUCAUUGGACUAAUGCUGCGUAGUCACUUGUUGGUACUUCUGCAGUCGAAGGUGGAUUUCCAGCAUAGUCCCUUGCCCUGUGAUCCAAGAGGAUCCAGGUCUAUCAGGCACACUAUAAGUGAAUUUGUGAAACCUGCUUCCAGUAAAGGAUUAUCUAUACAUGAUAUACGUCUUAGUUCAGAUGACUUGGAAAUGUACAUAGAUCUUGCCCCCUUUUUGAACCCAUCUCCUUACAUUGUCCCUGAGGAUAUGUCUUUGACAAAGGUAUAUAAUCUUUUCCGCCAACUGGGUCUGAGACAUAUAUUUGUUGUACCCCGGCCAUCUCGUGUGAUUGGCUUGAUUACCAGGAAGGAUUUAUUGAUUGAGGAAAACGAGGAUUCGGCUUCAAUGGAGCUCCAAUCGACUAGUGUAAGAGCUCGGCAUCGAGAUAGAAGUAAAGUCGGAAGGAAUGGAGAUGUGGAGCGCCCACUUCUCACUAGUCUUCUGGUAUAACAUUGCGUGUCUGGCUGAUAAUACGAGGUCCAGUUAUUGUAGAAGACUUGAUUCUUUACCACCUUCUCCAUUCUUUACACCUAAAUCUUAUUCUUUCCAGCUUUUUCUCAGUUCACCGUAGUUUCUAGGGCUUAGAGUUCACUAAUUAUUUCCCCUCGUGGGAUAAAUGGACCACACCCAUCUGAAUUUUGUAACAUAUGUAACUGAAAGAGUAAUGUUAACACAGCAGAUUAAUAUGACAUAGAAACGUAGAAAGAUAUGAUGGGUUACAGAAUUCACAACUGGGAAGGAUGUGAUCCAUUGUACUUCAGGCAGUUCUAGUGAAAUGUAGAAAGAUAAAUUUAUCAGAGUAGUUUUGUUACAGAAAAUUUUUAGUGAAAGGAAUUUCAGCUUUCA